This is a messenger RNA of Hibiscus syriacus, 465 nucleotides long. RefSeq lists its product as uncharacterized. The coding region runs from base 1 to 465 and encodes 154 amino acids. The transcript is spliced from 4 exons. The record is from RefSeq and is a predicted model, not a curated record. NCBI's taxonomy places the organism in Eukaryota, Viridiplantae, Streptophyta, Magnoliopsida, Malvales, Malvaceae.
AUGGGCCAAAAAUGUCCAACAAAAGUAAGGAUCAGGUCCAACAUUGUUUAUUUCCCAUGCAUAGAGCAAUUCAAAGGAUCCACACUCUCGUUGAUGCCCCGCGCCUCAAAAGCUUCUCUCUUAACGCACCCAAAAGUAGAUGUGGAAUAUGCAAAUGGCAUCAAGUUUAGCUUGUCAGUAGAGUUUUUGCGAGUUUAUAGCCCUACUGCUGAUGGCAAGAUUCGAUCAAUCGGCGGUGAAAAAGUUAUAUCCGGGCGACGCCAUGUCGGUAUAAUGUCUGCCGAACCUGUAGGAAACUAUGGGGUAAGGUUAGUUUUCGAUGAUUUGCAUAGAACCGGGAUAUAUUCUUGGGACUACUAUAAUCUUGGGAGCAACAAGUUUACCCUCAUGAGAAAUUAUAUCAAAUCAUUGAAGCAUGGACUCAGCCGGGAUCCAUCUAAAACGAAGCCAUUGAAAGACCUCUGA